GGGCGGAGGAAGCCGAGAUCCCUGCCUGCGCAGACAUGCCAAGACGGCUAUUUCCUUCCUUUUUCUUUUUUCUUUUUCUGCGGCUAGCUAGAAAGUUUCUAGUAGAAACGUCGGUGUUAGUAUCGGGUCAACGAUCCUUCUUCGGUGGGGAUUUCAGAGGGAAGCAGCGCUCGGGCCAGGCUGAGCGCCUCAUGAGACCGAGCGAAAAGAGCAAGACACCUACGCGCGGCUGGCAGCGUCACUCGAGAAGACAGCCUGCUCAGCUCGGGCCACUAUUGGCAGCAGGUACCUGAGGCGUCCAUUGAGCCCGGAAAUCCCCUCGUGGGAGGAGUAACCAGCGAGGAGCUCCGACCGAUUCUCCCGAGCUGGAGCUUGGGGUCGCCACCGCUUGUCUCCCCAGCUGUGCUCUCACCCACUUUCCUGGAUGUGGCCACAGCCAGGAUGCUGCCCAAAAGUCUUGGACUCCUCCUUGUCUUGUUUCUUUGGAUUCAGAGAAUUGUGAAUGAAACAGAAGUCAAGGGCAUAAUAGGAAAUACUGUUGAACUAAAAUGCCAUUAUCAUAGGAAAGAAAAAGAAGUGUUCAUCUUAAAUAAGUUUAGAGUUCAUUGGCAAAUAAACACAUCGUUGUAUUGCUACGUGGCCGCCUAUUAUCCCGAUGAAGAUCAAAGUCACCAAUGCAGAGAAUUCAGCAACAGGACUCGAUUUAAUGAAAAACUGAAGGAGGGUGACUUUUCUCUGACGCUGUUAAACAUCAGUCGUAAAGAUGAGCACAAGUAUGAAUGUAUUAUACAAAGAAAUGAAAAUGUCGUCUUUGCAGUCGUUCAGCAUACAUAUAUAACCCUCAAAGUAGCAGCAAAUUACAGCAAUCCAGUUCUAACAGGUUCAGGGCAAUCUGAGGAAGAAAUGAACUUUACUUGCAGUUCUAGCCAUGGAUAUCCAAAAGGAAACAUCUAUUGGAUAAAUCAAACAGACAACAGCCUCUUGGAUGCAAAACAAGUGUUCACUGAAGAACCUGAUGGGACUUUCAGAGUUUCCAGUACACUGACAACUAAAAGAACUUCCAAUAUAAAAUUAGAGUGUAUCAUUGAAAAUAAGCAACUGAACCAAAACCUGACUACCACCUUCACUGCUAUAAACAAUACAAGCCGUCAUUCUGCAGAACCUGAUCAACCUAAAACAAAUGCCAUAGUCAUAGGUGGUGUUGCAACUGCUAUAGUGAUUCUUGCAAUAAUUCUGAGCAUCUGGCUAUAUAAAAGGCAGCAACGAACAUAUACUGAUGUCUGUCAAAAUGAAGCAGCAGCAAAUUGCAAUGCUCCUGCUGAAAUUGUACGUUUCUAGAGGUCUUGACUGCCGAAGAGAGAUUGAGAGAGACCUUGAAGGAAACAGAGUGGCAUCCCUUUGAACAGCGGUGCUUGUGUGUGGGUUUUCUGCAGCAGAGCAUGGACUGAAGCAAACCAUUUACAUGUGACCUUAUGGAUUGCCAUUCUGGUAGUGAAAAAAAUAGUUGCAGCCAGUGCUGUUUAGAAGAAGAAAAAAGAUGACACUAGAGAAUCAAUCCUCUGAAAGAAAACUAGAAGUGCCUUUUCUAGGCUCAGCCUAGGACUGACACCAUAAGGAAAGUUGAGCCAUCUGAGGGCUGCUUCCAGUCAGAACUUCUCAGUAUGGAAGGAAAAUAUCUUCCAUACAAACAAAGACUGUCACAGAUGCUGAGGUGGGACUCCCUUGGUGGGAAGAGCCCUCUCUCAGGCAAAUGGAUGUUGGCAGCCUACUGUGAAUCCCUUACAGACAAGGAUUCAACCCCUCCUCCACACCUCCUCUGGCUCUGGUAGGAGUCAUGACAGGAGGCAUUUAUCUCUCCUUGUCUUGUAUUUAGGCCUUUGGCCUAGUGAUGCUGGAGUGGGGCAAGAAGAAGAAGCCCCAAGAUGGACACACGGAUCCCGGCACCUCCAGUUGGAGGCUUCUCUCAGGUCUAAAGCCUUUCAGAAAAAAGUACUUCACACAAAACAUUAUUAAUUUAUAGAAGUCACUGCCACCAGAUGUGGUGAUGCACACUAACUAGCUGAGAUGGCUUUAAAAGGGAAUUGGGCAGCUUCUAAGUCUGGGGAGAGUUGAUGGGAAGGAAGGAAUAUGGAAAUCACUCCAUCAGCAAAUAGUGAAAUAUGGGUAAUUGGGGGGUUUUCUCGAUCCAUGAGUUCCAGGAUUCAUUUGCUAAACAAUAUAUGCAGUUAUGCUGGCCUUGGGCUGAAAUAAACAAUACACUUACAAUAUAUGCAGUGCUUGGCCAGCCCGGUAUUGGAAGAGGGCCAUUUUAAGCUGGUAGAUAUUUAGAUCUUUAUAGCAUUUGAUGUCUUCCUUGAUGAGGAUCUUGCCUCAGCAACUAUUUCUGAAGUUUCCUUUAUACCACCUCUUUGCCUUUCAAUCUCACUGCCACCAAUUAUUCUUAAAAUUCCCUGGAUAAAAAGGGAUAGGCAUUAGGUGCAGGAAAGAACCAAUCAAAGAGACAAAGUGUAUUUUAAGCUAAAAGUAUUGUGUUGUAUUAUGUAAAUUUGCCUCUUAGUUCUAUACAGAAGUAUAUACAGAAUAGAGGUGAUGUGCUUAUUAAAAAUAUUUAGAGGCACAGUUCCAAACAAACUGUGGCUGCAGUGACUCUCCCUGAUUAUACUACAUUGCCAAUUUCCUUGAAAGGAAAUUUAGAUUUUAACCGGGUCCUCUGUCCCCCUGCCAGCCAAGGUGCCCAGCAAAGCCUUCCUCUGCCUAGUCUACCUGACUGCAAGUGAUUGCUGCUGCAGACAUACCUGUCAUACCUGUUCCACCUCAGUCCCAGACCAUGGAAAGCUACUGUGAUUCCAGCUUCUCUCUUCUCCCUUGCCUUGCCUCGCAGUCUUUUUCUUCUAGCCUUCUCCUCAGCCUCGAUCUUUCUUGACUAUCUCCAUUUAAGGAACUUUUCCAGCUGAACUUACUUAACUACUAGUCUUAAGUAGCCUUAACUGUCUUUUUCACUCUAAGGCUCCAUCAGCAAUACAACCACUAUCAGCACUUUCUAGCUGCUGUACUUCUCCUGCCUUGAAACCUACCUAGCUGGUUCUGCCAAGCAACAGCAACAUAUGUCACCAAGAGAAGCCUUAACCAUGGGCCUCACAACUUUGGCCCUUUUAUUGCUGAGCAAUAAAACAGCAGAAGUGUUCUUAUCAAGUUUACUCUGACACAUGGCCUUUUUUUCUUCAGAAUCCUUUUAAAGGGGACUGACUCUCCACCUAGCAUUUGACUAAAUUAGUUUCAUCCUCAUAAAUUAGGACUGGAGUUCGUGGGUGCUCAUUCUUCAUUUCAAAUAAUUUCAUGGAGUUGCCAUAAGUGUUGUUAGAAUAUCUUUACUUUGGUCUUCAUUCAUCAAUUUUCAGCAUUCUGAGCCAAAAUCUGUUAGUGUCCACCACCACCCCUCCCCCAGACAUCUGUGAUGAUUGGCUUGGUCUUGAGACACACACUUUAAAGCUCAGAAUAAAUUACAGUCUUGUGAAAUGUUCCAACUAGAUUUGUAUUCAUUUCUUUUACAUCCACCAGAGCUCCAUUGAUGAUGAUGAUGAUGAUGAUGUUGUUACAAAUGUUGACUGUCUCACAAGUCAGUCCUAGACGUCAAUGAUUACUUACUUGAACACUUUCCCCAGUAAGCAUGCUUGAGAAUCCUAUAUAAUAAAGCCCUUGCGUGUGCGCCCGUGUCUCUGGUGUCUGCGUCCGUGUCUCCCUCAGCUGAUCUGGGCAUGCGCCGAGCGCAUGCCCAGAACACGCCAAGGGAGACACGACCGCAGGCACCAGGCGGCCAUGUUGGCCAGUUGGUCGCCUGGCCAUGGGGAGGCCAGAGGCGGCACCCGCGGGAUCGGCUGGGCUGCGGGGAGGGCAGAGGCGGCAGCGGCGGGACCGGCCCUGCCGCAGGGAAAGCCGAGGCAGCGACGGCGGGUCCGGCCCGGCCGCGGGGAGGGGAGAAACGGCGGCGGCAGGUCCGGCCCAACCGCAGGAAAGGGAAAGGCGACGGCGGCGGUAUCAGACCGGCCGCGGGGAGGGGAACUGCGGCAGCAGCGGGACCGGACCGGCCGCAGGAAAGGGAGAGGCAGCGGCGGCGGCGGGUCCGGCCCAGCAGCAGGAAAGGAAGAGACGGCUGCGACGGGACCGGACCCGACCCGGAAGGCAGAGAAACGGCGGCGGCAGGACCGGCCUACUAGCGCCUGUUAUUUUAACGGGCUUAAAAAUACUAAUGCAUUAUAAAAGUGUUGUUCCUUCCUUGCAGUCUUCAGUUAUUGUGUAUAUUCCUGUCCUGUAAAUAAGCAAUAUUUGAACUGAAAACUUUUGUGAAGCAAAUACCUUAUCUGUUUUCAAGUUAAACCUGUGGGAAACAAUUCAGUGUUACAAAAUUGAGUGUUUGGGGGUUUUGUUUUAUUUUUAGUAAGCUGCCAUUGUCUGUUCUUGACUAAAUGAUCAACCUGUAAGAUGUGAAUACUUCUGCCAUAAGAAUGCCAUUGAUUUUUAUUCUCGUCAAUUCUUCCCAGACUAAUUAUGCUCUAUAAUUAAACAUAAUUAUGAAUGUU
Molecule: messenger RNA, 4577 nt
Organism: Hemicordylus capensis (graceful crag lizard)
Lineage: Eukaryota; Metazoa; Chordata; Lepidosauria; Squamata; Cordylidae
Gene: ICOSLG
Product: inducible T cell costimulator ligand
Exons: 7
Coding region: 442-1338 (298 amino acids)
Biological process (GO): immune response; cellular response to lipopolysaccharide; T cell costimulation
Cellular component (GO): external side of plasma membrane
Source: RefSeq, a predicted model, not a curated record